GGCACAGUUGCUUUGCCUGCUGGAAGCGUUAAAUACAAUCUAUUGGGGCUGACUAUCUUGUCUUAUCUUCGUCCAGCUGUGUUACAACGUACCUUAGAAACAUUUUUCUUUCGUGGACUCUGGGGAUUUCUAUCAAGGGAUGUCAAAGCGAGUGCGAAGCAGAGAGGUCUGCGCUGAUUGCAGUGCUCCGGAGCCACGCUGGGCCUCUGUGAACAGGGGUGUGUUGAUAUGCGAUGAGUGCUGCAGCAUCCAUAGAGGUCUGGGGCGACACAGCUCUCAAGUACGACAUCUGACUCAUUCUCCGUGGCCACCCUCCCAGUUACAGAUGGUCCAGACACUGUAUGGCAAUGGAGCUAAUUCCAUAUGGGAGCACAGCCUUUUGGACCCUUCCUCCUCAGUGAGUGGGAAGCGCAAAGCAAACCCCCAGGACAGAGUUCACCCCAACAAGACAGAGUUCAUCAAGGCCAAAUAUCAAAUGUUGGCCUAUGUCCAUCGGAUGCCUUGUCGGGAGGAUGACAGUGUAACCGCAAAAGACCUCAGCAAGCAACUCCAUUCCAGUGUUCGGACGGGAAACCUGGAGACCUGCCUCAGACUCUUAUCUUUGGGAGCACAGGCCAAUUUCUUCCAUCCAGAGAAGGGAAACACCCCACUACACAUAGCAGCAAAAGCAGGUCAGAUGUUACAAGCAGAACUGCUGGCAGUUUAUGGAGCUGAUCCCGGGGCUCUGGACUCCAGUGGAAAGACCCCUAUUGAUUAUGCAAGACAAGCCGGGCACCAGGAGCUGGCAGAGAGGCUAGUGGAGAUCCAAUAUGAACUCACUGAUCGGUUAACAUUUUACCUUUGUGGUAGAAGACCAGAUCACAGAAACGGGCAACACUUCAUCAUUCCACAGAUGGCUGACAGCAGUCUGGAUCUGUCAGAGUUUGCCAAAGCUGCAAAGAAGAAGCUGCAGUCGCUAAGUAACCAUCAGUUUGAAGAACUUGCCAUGGAUGUUUAUGAUGAAGUUGACAGAAGAGAAACAGAUGCUGUGUGGUUGGCCACUCAGAACCACAGCACACUUGUAACCGACACCACAGUUGUACCUUUUCUGCCUGUCAAUCCAGAGUACUCGUCUACCAGAAACCAGGGUCGUCAAAAAUUAGCAAGGUUUAGUGCUCAUGAAUUUGCUACCUUGGUGAUCGAUAUUCUAACUGAUGCGAAACGACGGCAGUGGGGUAAUUCCUGCGACAGUCCCAAAGAGAAUGUGGAGCUGAUCCUUCAGGGAAUAGACAGUCGCCAUAACAGUGAGAGCCAGGACAAUGACCAGCCAGAUUACGACAGUGUGGCAUCAGAUGAAGAUCCAGUCCAGGAGGCCACUUGUGGGGACAGCUGCAAUGAUGGAAGGACCAAGAGCUCAGAGUCAUCUGACCUUUCUGAUGGACCAAUCACAGUGCAGGAGUAUAUGGAGGUGAAGAGUGCCCUCACUGCAUCAGAGGCCAAAAUACAACAGCUUCUCAAAGUCAACUGUCACCUGAGUGAAGAGCUGCGAGUGAUGCAGAGCAAGCUGAACUCCCUGCAGACUGAAAACACAUCUCUGCGAUGGCAGACCCCCAGCGGACAGCAACACCUCCAGGGGCCCUUUGGUAGACACCCACCACGCGGGGGUCGUGCCAUGUCCAUGUAUGAGACAGGCUCUACUCCGAGGCAGUACCCCCACCGAGCCGAGACAGCCCGGCAUGAGGAUGGAGUCAUUUUACAACCCUUCCCAACCAAUAUUGGGAGGGGUCCUUUGGGGACGGCUGCUUCCUCCCUCCCUACCUUCCCCUCUUCCCUGUCCUGGUCGUGGGACGAGAGAUCUCGAAGGGGCUGUAGUUUGGAAGGACGGAGCACCAUGUUGGAAAAUGAUUGCGACACUACGCCUAAUCACUCUGAACUGGAGGAGACUGGCAGCCCUCUUCCAUCCUCUGAUGGUGUGGAACCAGAGGAGGGUGAGGAAGAUGCCACGCUGCCAUGCACAGAGGACGUCAUCUGCAAGACGGAGCAGAUCACUAAGAACAUACAAGAGCUUCUGAGAGCUGCCCAGGAGACCAAACAUGAAAGCUUUCUGCCUUGCUCUGAAAAGAUCUGCAUGGCUGUGACAGAGAUGGCCGCCCUGUUUCCCAAGAGGCCGUCCUCAGAGACUGUGCGAGGGUCUCUGUGUCUGCUCACGUCGAGUGCCAGCCGACUGCAUGGAGAGUGCCAGAAGGCUGCAGAUCACAACCCCUGCCCAUCAGACAUCCAGCUGGUAACUCAGCAGGUCAUCCAGUGCGCCUAUGACAUUGCCAAAGCUGCCAAGCAACUUGUCACUGUGACAACCAAAGAAAAUAACAACUAACUAAAACCCAAAGACAUUUCUGAUACACCCAAAAUACAGUUUAUCAACGAUGUUGCUAAUUAAUCAUUUAACACCAUGUUUUGUUUUCCCAUAUUAAUCAGUGUAAGCAUUUACAUACAUUCCUUGACAUGGGAAAAUCUGAAAAAAAGAUAUACCAUACAAAAUUAUAGAUCAUUCAAAAGCUUUAUUUAUUUAGUUGUUUUGUGCCAUGGUAUCAUGGAGUAAACAAACAUCUUAAAAGAUAUAGGACAGAAUUAGUUACAAUUCUCAGAUCAGAUUAAUCCACACAAUUUCCAAAAGUGCAAUGUUGUGUGUGUGUAUAUAUAAAACAAUCAGAACAACAAGCAGUUGAGCCUUCUACAUUGUACUUUUGUUCUUAGUACUUUAGUGGACACCAGAGGUCAUCGAUUGUGCUCCUUGAGUCUUGUUUCUGUCAUGGCUGAGCUGCCAGAAAGGACCAAUUGUCUGCAAGACACUGGCCAUCAAGGAUCAGAAUAUAUGAACCUUAAUCUAAUCCAGUGACAUUGGUUUAUUUUACUUAAGCCAUUUUAAAUGUUUGUUUGUUUGUUUUUUUGUAAGAUCCAAUGAUAGUAUUUUAAUCUUGAAUCAUCGUGAUGCCACUUGCUUAGAGUUCAAAUGUUUGUUUCGUAAGCAAACUGUGAUUAGAAAAAAACAGCUUCAGUGCAUUGAGCACCAUGCAAGGCCAGCAGUACCAAGAGUGUGCAAACUUUCAUUCCAUCCAGUCCCUCCGCGCUGGUUAAAGAUGUGUUUAUAAGCAAGGAGGUUUCUGUAGUUUUUGGAGUUCUGUUACAGCCAUACUUCUGAUGUGUGUGUGUGUGUGUGCGUGCGUGCGUGCGUGCG
Seriola dumerili (greater amberjack) is the source of this 3214-nucleotide messenger RNA. Its product is annotated as ARF GTPase-activating protein GIT2-like. Gene Ontology annotation, biological process: brain development; regulation of ARF protein signal transduction. Gene Ontology annotation, molecular function: GTPase activator activity; protein binding. Lineage: Eukaryota; Metazoa; Chordata; Actinopteri; Carangiformes; Carangidae. The coding region runs from base 140 to 2353 and encodes 737 amino acids. The transcript is spliced from 20 exons. The record is from RefSeq and is a predicted model, not a curated record.